Molecule: messenger RNA, 1200 nt
Organism: Parnassius mnemosyne (clouded apollo)
Lineage: Eukaryota; Metazoa; Arthropoda; Insecta; Lepidoptera; Papilionidae
Source: the annotation of a GenBank genome assembly
AUGCAAAACAUUAAUGCUCCGCGGGAGCCUCCUCCCGUUCUGAGCACCAGUUCUACAAUACUCAGUAUGAGGGAAAAGGAGAAAUACAUAGAAGAUUUUGACUUUCCCUUUUGUGACGAGUCUUCAAAGUACGAAAAAGUCGCGAAAAUCGGACAGGGAACUUUUGGAGAGGUUUUUAAAGCACGUGCGAGGAAUAGCAGCAAAAAGUUCGUUGCCAUGAAAAAAGUUUUGAUGGAUAACGAAAAAGAAGGGUUCCCCAUCACGGCGCUGCGGGAAAUUAAGAUUCUGCAACUUCUCAAACAUGAUAACGUCGUCAACUUAAUAGAAAUUUGUCGGACAAAAGCAACUUUGCAUAAUAAAUACAGAUCGACAUUUUAUCUAGUCUUUGACUUUUGCGAACACGAUUUAGCAGGUUUACUGUCAAAUGUAAACGUUAAAUUUAGUUUAGGAGAGAUUAAAAAAGUUAUGCAGCAAUUGUUAAAUGGCUUAUAUUAUAUACAUAGUAACAAAAUCCUACACAGAGAUAUGAAAGCGGCCAAUGUCUUAAUUACAAAGAAUGGUGUGUUGAAGCUGGCAGAUUUUGGUCUUGCGAGAGCAUUCAGUGUUGCGAAGACUGGUCAAGUGAAUAAAUAUACUAAUAGAGUUGUUACAUUGUGGUAUCGGCCUCCUGAAUUGUUGCUUGGUGAUCGUAAUUAUGGACCACCUGUGGACAUGUGGGGUGCAGGAUGUAUCAUGGCAGAAAUGUGGACUAGGUCACCCAUUAUGCAGGGUCCAACAGAGCAGCAGCAGUUGAUCCUCAUAUCACAGCUCUGCGGCUCGUGUACACCGGAUGUGUGGCCUGGAGUCGAAAAUCUAGACCUUUAUAAUAAAAUGGAAUUGCCUAAGGGGCAGAAGAGGAAAGUUAAGGAAAGGCUAAAGCCCUACGUCAAAGACCCAUAUGGUUGUGAUCUGCUUGACAAACUGCUGCAACUGGAUCCAGCAAAAAGAUACGACGCGGACACCGCGCUGAACCACGACUUCUUCUGGACGGACCCGAUGCCGUGUGAUUUGGCGAACAUGCUGGCGCAGCACACGCAGAGCAUGUUCGAGUACCUGGCGCCGCCGCGGCGGCCGGGUCACUUGCGCCACCACCACCACGUGGCCGCGCCGGGCAAGCCCGCGCCCGUCGCCGACUCCGGCUACCAGGACAGGGUGUUCUAA